Molecule: messenger RNA, 1662 nt
Organism: Drosophila persimilis
Lineage: Eukaryota; Metazoa; Arthropoda; Insecta; Diptera; Drosophilidae
Product: cytochrome P450 9b2
Exons: 4
Coding region: 1-1518 (505 amino acids)
Molecular function (GO): iron ion binding; oxidoreductase activity, acting on paired donors, with incorporation or reduction of molecular oxygen; heme binding
Source: RefSeq, a predicted model, not a curated record
AUGGUUUGCUUGGAAAUAUGUCUGGCCAUUCUGGUCCUUGGCUUGAUGAUAUACAAGUGGUCCACAGCGACGCACCGCGCAUUCGAUGAUCGAGGAGUGUACUUUGAGGAGCCCAAGCCGUUUUUUGGCAAUAUUGGUACAUCGAUGUUGGGCCUAACCUCGUUUCACAAGGUCCUCAGCGCGUUCUACAAUCGUACUCGGGGCCACAAAGUUGUUGGAUUUUUUAAUUUGCGUACGCCUAUGAUCCAGCUAAACGAUCCCGAAAUAAUCAAGAAGAUCUGCAUCAAGGACUUUGAUCACUUUCCGAACCAUCAGCUCUUUUUAGAGAGCAACGAGCGUCUCCUCAACGACAUGCUGAGCGUGAUGAGAGAUCAGCGGUGGAAGCACAUGAGAAACACCCUGACGCCGGUCUUUACGGCAGCCAAGAUGCGCAGCAUGUUCGCCCUGAUGAACGACAGUUUUGGGGAGUGUCUCGAACACUUGUCCCGACUAUCGGAUGGUUCCAAAUCUGGGGAGGGCCUCGAGGUGGACAUGAAAGUGCUUUGCAACAAGCUAUCGAAUGAUCUGAUAGCCACCACCGCCUUCGGGCUGAAGGUGAACUCUUUUGAGAGCCCUGAUAAUGAGUUCUACCAGAUCGGUCAGUCUCUCACUUUCUCCAGAGGAUCGCAGCUGUUCAAGUUCCUGCUCGCCACCCUCAUUCCGAAGGUGUUCCUUUUCUUUAAUAUGAAGAUCUUUAAUGGCCAGAAAGUAGAAUACUUUGUACGGCUGGUGGUGGAUGCGAUGAAAUAUCGUGAAGAGCACAACAUCAACCGACCCGACAUGAUCCAGCUGCUGAUGGAGUCCAAGACGGAGUCCGAAGACAACUGGACGGACGACGAGAUCGUGGCCCAGUGCUUCAUAUUCUUCUUCGCUGCCUUCGAGAACAAUGCCAACCUGAUAUGCACCACAUCCCUGGAACUGCUCGAGAACCCCGACAUCCAGCAGCGGCUCUACGAGGAGGCCAAGGAGGUCCAGGAGUCGCUUAAAGGCAGCUCACUCACGUACGAUGCAGUGCAGAAGAUGAAGUAUAUGGACAUGGUCAUCUCUGAAUCGCUACGCAAGUGGACCCUUGCGCCCGUUACCGAUCGCAUCUGCUCCAAGGAUUACACCCUAACCGACGACGAUGGCACCAAGCUAUUCGAUUUCAAGGUGGGUGAUCGCGUCAAUAUUCCGAUUGCCGGCCUGCACUGGGAUGAUAAGUACUUCCCCGAGCCCCAAAAAUUUGAUCCAGAGCGCUUCAGCGAUGAGCGGAAAAAUGAAAUAGUGCCUUACACAUAUUUGCCGUUUGGAGUAGGUCCCCGAAACUGCAUAGGCAAUCGAUAUGCUCUGAUGCAGGUCAAGGGAAUGUUGUACAACCUCCUGAUCAGGUACAAGAUCGAGAGAUCUCCCAAGACUGUCAAGGAUCUGUGGGAGGAGGCACGCGGAUUCAACCUUGCCCCCAAAGCUGGCUACUGGAUGCGCCUGAUGCCACGCAAAUAGGGGAAAUAAACACAGUUGGUUUAGGAUAAAAUACACAGACAUAUAUUUUAUUUUUGAUUAUGUUUCCAUACACACAUUUGUUGAAUUUCAUUUGAAUGAUGUAGCAUAGCUUAGACGAAUAACCGAUACAAUUCAUACUCCUUA